AUGUCACUGUUGUUCCUUUUCCGGACAUGAUUGGUUCUCKGUGCAUCACGUGAUCAAAACACGCCCCAAAACAGGAAGUAGCUUAAACCGCUAACAUUAGCUAACAGCACGGGUGAAGGACGGCUUUGGGUCCUAUAUUAUUUUUUAUUGUUUGUUACUAUUCCUUUAAAAUAUCGUCCUUCAGACAUGCCACAGAAAGACCCGUGUCAAAAACAAGCAUGUGCCAUUCAACAUUGUCUACAAGCAAACAAAUACGUGGAGAGCUUGUGUGAGGAUGUGAUCCGAGAGAUGCGGAGGUGCUGUGAGGCUCCUCGAGCCGUGAACUCCAUCUGCUGCUCCGGUUUCAGAGAGGCCAAGCAGGCGGAGAACAAGAGCAACACUUAACACAUCUUUAUUAUUGGAAGCAGUGGAAGAAAGCAGCAUUGCAUCAAUGUUGUUGCCCUCCAGUAUUUAUUUUAUAACUUUAAAUGAGACUGAAUUGUUGGUGUAGAUAAAUAAAGUGUGCACAGCCUUAUAACAAA
Messenger RNA from Austrofundulus limnaeus, 521 nucleotides. It is a transcript of the gene cmc4, whose product is annotated as C-x(9)-C motif containing 4 homolog (S. cerevisiae). Gene Ontology annotation, cellular component: mitochondrial intermembrane space. The coding region runs from base 187 to 384 and encodes 65 amino acids. The transcript has 2 exons. The record is from RefSeq and is a predicted model, not a curated record. NCBI's taxonomy places the organism in Eukaryota, Metazoa, Chordata, Actinopteri, Cyprinodontiformes, Rivulidae.